GUUCGGUCGUUCCCGUGUCGCGCAAGGGUGUUGAUGUUGCUCUUUCUUCAUCAAAACAAAGGUAAAUUAUGAUUAACAGAAUAAACUUGGUCCCUUUUCCGUUUUCGGUUAUCGCUGCCGCAUCGAUUGCUCGCGAUUUCAGUUCAGUUCUGUGGUUGGAGAAAAUUCCACGGUCGGUAGCCGAACCGAAGGCCAUUGUCGGUGAACCGGGAAUGCAUUCUGUAAUACAUGCUAAUUAGGGGCAUCGAACGGGUGUGUGACAAAAGGUUGAAGACGAAGAACAACAACAACAACAAACGAGACCGAUACGAAGAAGUAAAAAGUGCUGGGUGCUGCUGCGGUAAUGUUUAUGCUACCGCCCAUCCCGAAGAAGAUAGUGAUGUUAGAGAGCAGUAGUUGUUAGGUGGUUCGUCGGUGUAUGUCUGCCGCCCUUUUGUGCUCCGUUUGAUUGUGUGAAAAAAAUAUGUCAAAAUCGAUGAAUGGCAAAAGUGGUCGUAUAAUUUGUGUUGAUAACGACAGAAGCGUUUAUGUGGAAGCCGUGUUUCCGUGCAGAAGAAAGCAGUAAAAAAGCCGCUGCGACGGUAUCAUCUUAAUUAUGUUGUUGCUUAAAGUACAAGGCCUAGUGGUGUUAUCAGUUUUGUAAAGUGACCGAGUUGUAAGUGGAAAGUGAACUUCGACAAUCGGACGUGUGUGUGGCACCUUCGUUGGGUGAUCUGUUUUACGACUGCAGGCGUAUUUGCCCCAGAAUACAAAAAAAGGGGCGGAAACUGUCACCUACUUCGUUUAUACAAUUGUCGUGAGAGCUGAUAGGAGUUUUUUUUUAAUAGUGCAAAAGCUGUUUUGCAUCAACUAUCAAAUUAGGCCUGGGUUGUUGAAACGAAGAAAAAAAAGCACAAUGGAUCUAGCGAACCUGUUCCUCUUCUGUCUGAUGUCCUGCGUGAUUGGCGCCGUGCUGAUGCUGCUAAUACAGUAUUAUGCUUUCGUGCGAUACUUUCACCUACCGGAACUGGGCCAGGAGCAGGAGGAGUAUCGCAAGUCGGCAAACAGCGAGCCGUACGUGCUACCGGAUACACUUCUAUCCAGCAUCAAAGCGCCGGAUGCGGAGAGCAAAUCAACCAUCAUGGCCAUCAACUUGAUUCUGCAGUUUCUGUACUUUGAGCUGCGACACUCGAACCGGGUUCGCAAGUGGUUCCAUCGCAAGCUUUCGCUCGAAUUGGAUGAGCUGAUAAGCAAAACAACCACCGGGAAGCUGUUCGACAAGCUUUCGAUUCGAGAUCUCGACUUGGGUAGCCAGUUUCCCGAGAUUAAGAACUUUCGGCUGCACAACGUCGAACUUCACCCGGACGAGGCACACAUCGAGAGCUUGGAUGUGCUGUUGGACCUGCACUACGAGGGGAAUUUCCGACUGUCGAUCGAUGCCGAUAUGGUGCUCGGCAAGAAAGGAUUUCUUUCUGUUAAAGUGAAACAAGUUUCCGGAAUCGCUCGACUGCAGUUCACCCGCAAACCGUACACCCACUGGUCUUUGAGCUUCGUCGGUGAUCCCACGGUCAAUUUGGAAGUUCAGUCCCAAUUCCAGGGCCGCCAGAUGCAAUCCAACGUGACGAGCCUGAUCUCGAACCAGAUCCGCAAAGCGAUCCGACGGAAACACACCUUGCCAAAUUAUAAGCUAAGAUACAAGCCAUUCUUCAACCGCGUCGAGGAAGACUACGAUCUCAAUGAAAUCUCGCCCUCCGGAUCGCUGGAGGUUAUUGUAGAGGAAAUAUCCCGAUUGAACGCACCGACUCGGUUAUCCCAUGUCUACUGUACGGUGACGUUGGCACACAUGCCCUGGGUGCUGGCACGGCAACAGGACGACAAUAAUUUAAUCGUAUCACUGGAUUUGGAAAUUCACAAAGCCAAAAAUCAACAGAUCGGAAUAGUAUUCAAACAAUCCGAUCAGCUAGUCAUCAUAGAAGCCGUCAUUCCAAAUACCCCGGCCUCGAAGGCCGAACUGAAGCGCGGUGAUGUGUUGCUCUCCAUCCAGGGGAAACGCGUCACAACCAUCAAUCAGGUUGCCAAAAUCAUUAAAACCCUCAACAGACCUAUGUUUAUUUUACGAAUCGAGCGAAUCGUUCCUGGUACGAUCAGAAACGAUGGGAUUCUCGACGAUCUCGAAGAUUACGAAGAAAUUGAUCCCAACUUGAACAUUACAUUCACGAAGAAUGUAGAAAUGGUUCAGAUUGGUGCUGGCACGAAAGACAAACCCAGAUUGUCGCGCAAAAACUCCAAGGAGAGCGGAGGAGAGUCCAGUCAAUCCAACACGCCGGGGACGACGCCUGUCAAGCGGUCGGAAGUUUCUAAAGAUCAGAAAAAGGAAGAACCUAUUCCACUCAAAGCACGAGGCAGUGAUACCGCUGUACCAUUGGACGGUUUUCCGCAGCACUCGUCCAUGGAUUGCGAGUUUAAUUCGUUCAUUCGGAUGGGUGAUUUGUGUAGCUUCCAACUAAUGGACAACUUUUCCUACCUGAACGUAAAUGUGUUUGGCAAGAGCAGCGAUGAACAUCGAUUGCUGGGAUAUUUGAACAUUCCCGUGAACAGUAUUAUCAUGGAAUGCAAUGAAUCUCUUCUGGGUCAUCAUCUAAAGAAAUAUCCUUUACUGCCACCGGAGGCAGUUGAUGUAUCCAACCAUCCUCUUUCCAUGCAGUCAGGAUUCGAUCAGAACUACUGCUACGGUGACGUUCUUUUGUCCUUCGUCUGGAGUGGCUCACUCGUCGCUAACUCUGUUUCCAUCAAAAGUAGUACAGAAAAUAUCAAGAAGCUCAAGCUUAUCACCAUUAGCAAAGGAUCCACCGACAAAGCGGACGAGGACAAAACUGAUGGCACUUCCGAGACGUCCAAGGUGCAACCUGGUUCGCAGCCGCAUGACUUCAUCCGAACCCAUUUCCAUCGGACUACUCAGUGUGAUUAUUGUGGUAAAAAGAUUUGGCUCAAGGACGCAUUCCAAUGUCGGGACUGUGCCAUGUGUUGUCACAAAAAGUGCAUCAGCAAGUGUCAGAGCUCGACGGUUUGCUCUGCAAACGAACCUGCACUACCGUCUGGAGGGCAACCGGAGUUCCGUGUGACGGAAGCCGAUUCGCCGUCUAUUGAAGUGGAUGACUUUGUGGACAUUGUUGAAGAGCACCAGCAGCAGCAGGCAAAGUCUAGGUUGGAAUGCCAUAGACAGAGUUUCAGCGAUUUGCUGGCGCAAGGUUUGAAACGGGUGAAUUCGGUCAACAACCUAUCGAUACCGAUGGUAUCGUCGUUGAAUCAGAGCAGUAAGAGUUUACCUCCCACGCCGCAGCACACGCCUCGGAAGCAGUCGCUAGCGAACGUGAACGCAAACCCGUUUGUGAUCGUUGCUCAAAAGCUCGAAAGUCUACCGGAGGACCUCAAGGAAUUGCAGAUGGAUCAGAUUGUCGAGUUGACGGCACCGCUGAUUGAGUAUGGUUCUUCGGAUUCGUUGAUGGCCCUGGCCAAGAGUACGAGCAAGUCGAUCUACGCAGACCACGAACCGGACGUGCGAACGGAGAAUAUCAAUAAACUGCUUUCCAAGCUGCAUAUAGCAUUGGAUUGCGAAACGCUCAACCAGUCGUCGCUAAGCGCGACCAAGGAAGGCGUAGCAACAGAUGACGGUAAAGACAAGCUAGCCGUGGGCAGCCAGCAAGUGGACGCCACCCGGUCGGCAUUUCUCGCCGGUCAAUCGGAGGAACGGGUCCAGGCGCUGAGCGUCAUCAUGCUGCACCUGUGCUCCGGACUGCAGCACGCCCAGGGUUCCAACUCAUCACCAUGGGACAAGGAACUAUACCGACGGAUGAACGCCGGACUGUCGCGGGAAUCGUUUUUCUAGCAGAAGGGUUCAAUUAUAGAAGAAGAAAACUGGCAGCCUACUGAACAACUAUACUACAAGAAACUCUCAAUCUGUGUGAUUUUUAUCUUUAGAGCUGAUUUUUAAGCUAGCAAAGUGUAUCCGGUAUUUAUGUAUCAUAUUUCAGGUUCUUUUACGCUGAGGAAAUAUUUCCGAGUUGGGAAGCUUAGCCGCUAAAACAUAUGAUCAUCUUCGAUCAUUCUGAUUGAGCACAUCAGCCUCCAACUUGGACUUGUUUUCUUACAGCGUACAGGAAAGUAACUAUCGGGCUAAGAGUAUUCUUGUGACAUUGAUAGUGUUGAGCGUGUUUUAAACUGCAUUAUAUAUUUUAAAUGCUUGAUAGCGUUAUCAAUUCCGAGCAUGACAAAUUUCAAUGCACGACGUAAUUAAUGAAUUGUACUUAGACGGGAAAACAACAAUGUGAAUAAGAUCAAAAUGAUUGGAAGCUACUACUUAUACAGCUAUAGUAUAUGGAGUAGUAUCCACACGUGAAGAAUGGGCGAACCCAGGAGGAAUUUCGUUGUUUUACGAUGCUAGUCAAUAUACAAGAAACAUCAUUCAAAUUGAUAGGAUUAGAAUUAUACAGUUAUACAUGGAUAUACUGCGUUGACCGCCGGAUGGGUUGGUUCAAAUGAUUUAGAUAAGAAAACAAGCAUUGGUGGUAAAAAGUAUUACUGACUACAAUAAAAUUUUACGAAAA
Molecule: messenger RNA, 4583 nt
Organism: Ochlerotatus camptorhynchus
Lineage: Eukaryota; Metazoa; Arthropoda; Insecta; Diptera; Culicidae
Gene: Pdzd8
Product: PDZ domain containing 8
Exons: 9
Coding region: 896-3865 (989 amino acids)
Biological process (GO): mitochondrial calcium ion homeostasis
Cellular component (GO): mitochondria-associated endoplasmic reticulum membrane contact site
Molecular function (GO): lipid binding; protein binding
Source: RefSeq, a predicted model, not a curated record